GUUCGGAAAAUAAGUGGAAAAUAACCCGCGGUUUACUUGACUGUACCUCACCUCGCCUCCCCGAUCCCUCUUUCUCCCCUCGGUAGAGCCAGGGCGCGACCGCGCGAAGGAAGCAACGAAAGCCCAAAGCUGGCGCAUCCUUAGCACCCAAGGCAAGAAGAAAGAGGCGUCCCGGAGGCAGAGCCAAGAGGAUCCAUGGAUCGGCCCCAGGUGGUCAGCGAGAACUAUGCCAAUCCUAUAACAUGCCUCUUCCAUGUGCUCUUCAAGGCGUCGGCGCUGGCGUUCUACAUCCUCUUCUCGCUCUUCGUGAAGAGCUUCGUCAUCAUCUUUGUCAUCACCGUUCUCCUCGCUGCGCUUGACUUCUGGGUGGUGAAGAAUGUCAGCGGAAGGAUACUCGUCGGGCUGCGGUGGUGGAAUGAGAUUGACGAUGAUGGCAACAGUGUGUGGAAGUUCGAGUGCCUCGACGGCGAGUCUCUCGCUCGGAUGAACAAAAAGGACUCGUGGCUGUUCUGGUGGACUCUUUACUUGAACGCUGCUGCAUGGAUCAUUCUUGGGAUAUUUUCACUCAUUAGACUUGAAGCUGAUUACCUUCUUGUUGUUGGAGUUUGCUUGACUCUAAGCCUUGCAAACAUCGUGGGGUUCACCAAAUGCAACAAAGAUGCCAAGAAGAACAUCCGAGCUUUUGCUGAAAAUGCCGCUCAAAACGCCAUCACAUCCCGCAUCACAUCAUCCCUUCAGUCAGCAUUCGGUAUCUGAAGUCCAGAUUACAGAGGCCCAAAAUUACAUACAACUGUGUACCAUCUGUCAAAGAAGAUCAGCUUCUGAUAUCCCGUUUUCAUGUGAUUUUGGCUUAUAUACCAAGUAGGUCGAUUUUGAUUGGAGUGACACUAUGAUGGAAUACAGCGUACUAAUUAGCCCUAGGUAAAUUUACACUUUCUCCUGUACUAAAGAGCAUACUUCUUCUCUUGUACCCUGGUGUGGCCUAGAGGUCCGAAGCAUGUCUUCCAAUACAGAAGGCCUUUUUUGUUUGUGAAAA
Molecule: messenger RNA, 1036 nt
Organism: Aegilops tauschii subsp. strangulata
Lineage: Eukaryota; Viridiplantae; Streptophyta; Magnoliopsida; Poales; Poaceae
Product: Golgi apparatus membrane protein-like protein ECHIDNA
Biological process (GO): vesicle-mediated transport; protein secretion
Cellular component (GO): Golgi membrane
Source: RefSeq, a predicted model, not a curated record